UAAAGAGAGUUUGCAUGGUGAAUUCGUCGAAGUCAUCAUUGAGCGACUAGAGAAAUGGAGAGCAACAAGGCCCUUCUUCUUCUUCUUCCACUCAUUUUCUCUCUUUUCAUCAUUGAAAAAUCCAUGGCAUCCCGAAUUCUGCCCGAGAAUAAUUCUCCUCCUCCUCCUACAGACAAGGACGGCAGUAGGAUCCGCGUGAACGGGAGCGUGCCAGACAAGGAUGGCUCAUGGAACGGCGACGGUUCGGACCAGAGGAUGGUCCUGGUGCCUCCGCCCGCAACAAAGACCACAAUGUCGCAGGCAGGCCAACCGAACAUGUCUGCGAGCGCCGUUGUGGUCGCCCCGACCAAUGCCAAAGUCGAUGUGGCGACUGCCGUUUCUCCCACGAGUGCCACCUCGAAAGCGAGCGUCACUAGCAGUAGCAGAACUUCAAGCACCAGCGCCACUAGCGGAGGCACCGUCUCGAAAUCCAGCUUCACUUCCGUCGGUCAAAGCAGCAGCGCCACUCUUACUAAACAUCCUUGAUGAUGAUUGUUGUUUUCUUUUCUCUCUUCUGGGGUUGUUCUCUCUCUUGUUUGAUUGAAGUAAUGCAUUCUUUCGUAGAGUCGUGUCAAAAUGAGUUCUCAUGUAAGGUUGUUCUCAAUAUUAAUGUGAAUGUAUAUGUUU
Messenger RNA from Rhodamnia argentea, 666 nucleotides. RefSeq lists its product as uncharacterized. The record is from RefSeq and is a predicted model, not a curated record. The transcript is spliced from 2 exons. The coding region runs from base 55 to 525 and encodes 156 amino acids. NCBI's taxonomy places the organism in Eukaryota, Viridiplantae, Streptophyta, Magnoliopsida, Myrtales, Myrtaceae.